AUGGACGUCGUAGAGACUGUCAGAGGCUUUAUUGGUUGCUGGGAGGAGAGCGGACAAGCAGAAUGUCGUGACCUCCUCACCGCGCCGCACUCGAAUCCGUCCGACCCAGCUGCGAGCGAUGUGCUAUCCACCGCAUACCACACACUCAUCACUGCAACCCUCAAAACCUGGUCUCCGUCCAAGGCUCUCACCCCGCAGGCUCUCAUAAGUUUCCUACAAUCUCUGCUCGAGAGCCUCCCGUCGCCAUCGUCAACUAAAUCGCCACACGCUAUCGCUUUCGGCGACAUACUCGUCGACAUCCUCUGGGCUAUUGAUGUAGAGCUUGAUGAUAUUCAUCAAGACACCAAGAUGGCACUCGCUAACGCGGAGCAGGGUAAUGCGCCUGUGGUAGCGGAAGGGGUGGAUGUUACCGCCGUACUCGCUCGCGUGGCGCAGGCAAAGCAGAACGCCGAGUCUGAUAAGGAGAUUUUGGCUGGCGCAGUCAAACUGCUGGUGGCUUCCGGAAUCCUCGACGCAGAUAUCUGCCGGGAGCGAUUGGAGUUGUCGAUGAUCCAUCAUGCAGAUCUCAUACCGGAUGAUCAAGCCUUUUCAAAGAAGGAGGUACGAAUGAGGACUGCGCUCUUCUACAAGCAGAACAAGUUCAAUUUACUUCGCGAGCAGUCGGAAGGCUACAGUAAGCUUACCACUGAACUGACCAGUAGUCUUGGCCCGCCGCACUCGUCUGUCACUGGCCGGCCAAUAGACUCUUGGUCUGUGAUAGAGGCGCGAGCGCGACCGGCUUGGGAACGCGUAGUGGGCUUGAUUGGCUACUUCGACCUGGACCCCAACCGCGCGUUGGACAUAAUCUUGGACGUGUUCUCCGUCCAUCUCGCGACACACUACUCGUUCUUCUUGGCUCUGCUGUCGUGCUCGCCUUGGGGAGCGUCUCUGAAGCCAAAACCCGAAGACGCAAUGAAUGCAGAGGCCAGUUCCGAUGCAUACAAAGGAAAGGACCUGGACGAAAUCCUACGGAUUGCAGAGUUACAGUCCGGCCAUGCUUCUAGCGAGCUCCUGCUGUCUGCUACCAGCAAUGGUUCCAGAGUCUUGGCCCAGGUCUUGGGGUUCAAAUUCACGUAUUAUCAGCUACCGGACGUGACGGAGUCGGCGCCCAAGAAUUUGUAUCUCACUACCGCGCUCCUCAUACGGGAAGGAUUUAUCACAUUGGAAGAUAUCCAUCCCCAUCUGUCGCCCGCAGAGGAUGCUAUGGGGACCGAGCACAAGAAGUAUUUGGAUUCUGUCAAUGCUCGAAUUGCCAACGCGAAGGUCAGCAUGCUAGCUAUGGCGGCUCCGCUCGAAUCCUCGUCAAGUUCGAGUGGUCCCAAGAUCCACCAAGCUACUCCAGCGGAACCCAAAAAGGUGGAGAAAGAGGUGUCCAACCAGAAGAUAGGCCUCCUGCAUGCAUUGCUUUCCCUUGGAGCCUUACGUCCUGGUCUUGCUCUCCUGAGCAAGUACCCCUGGAUUGUUGAUGCUUCGCCGGACAUUGCGGAUCUCCUGCUACGCAUCCUGAAGCACUCCAUUGCGCCUGUCUAUGCGGCCGUUGGGUCAGGAAAAGAAUCACGGCCCGCAUUCGCUGUCCCAAAGCGGCGCUUCGGUGCUACUGGGGUCGUUUCUGCCCCUGAGAGAAAACCUCAGCUUACCCUCUGGGCGCCAACCCCUCCGUCGACAAGUGCGAUCGACUUCGUGUUCUUUUUUCCGUGUUGGACAGAGCGCAUCCCCCUGUGCACGACCACAGAAGAUGUCAUAAAUGUUCUUGAGCCACUGAUGAGAUUCGUCGGGCUUCAUGCCUCGCGAGACCUUAUCUUCCUGGCGCAGUUCUCGCGAGUUGGACGCGCAGAUGUUGUGGCCACGGUAUCAGUUGAUCCAGACACGAAGAGGCCUUUGCCAGCCGACCUCGACCAUCCCACCUGUCGAUUUUGGUAUAAGAUGGCCCGACUAUAUCUCCUUCCCGCGCUGUCUCUCGUCCGUGGAAAUGCUGUGUGCAAUGUCGAGAUCUGGACCCUCAUCAGGAUGUUCGAGACGACCCAACGAUGGCGACUGUACGGAGAGUGGAAGGCUACGACGUACCAGUCGCAUCCUGAGCUUCGCGUGCGCUACAUUCAAGCUGAUCGCGAGUCGAAAGGCAUCUUGCGCAGGCUCUCACAUCAGACAGUCGAGAAACUAUCGUGCUCGGUCGCGAAGCUGGCGCAUUCGAAUCCGCUCAUCCUGUUCAGCAACACCAUUAACCAGGUCAUGGCGUACGAGAACCUUGCAGAAGCAGUCAUUCGAACAUUAACCUACACCACCGUCAUGGGAUUCGACGUGUUACUCUACGUCAUCAUUGAAGCCUUUUCUAACCCAAACAAGGCGCGCGUAAAAGACGAUGGCGUCAACACGUCGGAUUGGUUGCAGAAUCUUGCGUCCUUCACUGGGCUGCUCUUCCGCAAAUACACGGGCGAUAUUACGUACCUCCUGAAGUAUCUCGUCCACCAGCUCCAAAACGGCCAAGUCUCUGAGAUCAUCAUCCUCCGCGAGCUUAUUUGGAAGAUUGCCGGCAUCGAGCCGUUGCCUAACCUCACAGACUCGCAGGUAGUUGCCAUGGCUGGUGGACCGAAUUUACGGAUCGAGGUGCUAGGUUCCGAUAAACGCGGUGCUCGUUUAGAUCCUCAGGAUGUUGGUGCCAAAGGUUCGAUUAGGCUGGGAAAGGUCAUGAUCGAGUCGGGGCUCGCUCUUCCGCUUCUCAUCCAAAUCGCGCAGCAACGACAGGCUUGCGUCUUCCAAGCCGCGAACACUCACCUCAAAUCGCUUGCAAAUCUUUAUGACAUAACACACGGCGUACUGUUGCAAUACGUGGAAUUCCUCAUUACACCGUCAAUUGUUCCUCCUGAAGACUACGCAAAGAAGGUGCUGCCUUCGCUCGCCGAUAUGCACCUCAAGUACGGUAUCGGUGUGCCCAUCUGCAUGCAGAUCCUGCGGCCGACGCUUCAUCUUGCUCUGCUGUCUGCAGCGCUGGAGAUGCAGAAGAGGGAACGAGUCGCUAGCGAAGAGGCUGAGAAGCGCUUGAAAGCAGCGUUGACUGCUAAGAGGGAACCGACAACGACAUCCCGUACAGGCUCUCCCGUUGUUGCCGAGGGCACUGCUUCUACGGAUCAGGCAGCAGAAGCGAAGCCAUCUGGAUCCUCUGAAGAUGUGACAAUGGAGAGCGCCGACCACCCGGAACCUGCACCUGCACCCGAGAAACCCUGGCUUCCUCAGCUAUAUGCGCUCUUCGAUGAUGUUAAAGCUAUUGCACCGGGUAGCGUGAACGAGGUGAUCGGUUCGGGCUUCUACAUGACAUUCUGGCAAUUGUCGACCUAUGAUCUAUCACCGCCUGCGUCGAAGUACGAGGAGGAAACCUCCAAUCUUCGCAAGCUGAGCUUGGAGGCGGACCGCGCAUACAACGCUGCUGAGAAGUCGGACAGCUGGGUAGAGAGGAAUAAUUCCUACAAGCAUCGCGAGAGGCGCAAUCGUUACAACGUGUUCAUUGAUAUGCUGAGGGACGAACUCAAACAGCAGACGGCUGCACGCGCUUUUACGAUUAAGAGGCUGGCCCGGGAGAAGCAGCAUUGGUUUGCGCAUAAUCCUAAGGGGACAACUGUGGCUGCUGCGAUUGUGGAACAUUGCUUGCACCCUCGAGCAAUGCUAUCCCCCAUGGAUGCCGACUACUGUGCGCAGAUCAUCAAAGUCGUGCAUCUACAAGGGACUCCGGGAUUCUCCACUCUUAAUAUUUACGACAAGCUUCUCGGCGAUCAUCUCCGAACGCUGAUAUUUUCCUGCAGCGAAGUGGAGGCUCGGAAUUACGGCCGCUUCCUACUUGGCAUUCUGGGCGAUAUCUGGAAAUGGCACCAGGACGAGCAGCUCUUUAUGCAGGACAACCGCGUUAAGAGCGGUGGCAAGGUUUCCUACUUGCCUGGGUUCAUGCUGAUUUACAGCAACAAGGCGAAUGUCGCCAUUGAUGACAUUAUCAAGUGGCAACAGUUCCGCCAGGUUUGUAAGAAAUGGCAUCGUAAACUGGCCAAGGCUUUCAUCGACUGUAUCGAGAGCGGAGAGUUCAUGCAUGUCUACAACACCAUUGUCGUGCUCAAGGAAAUUCUGCCUGUGUUCCCUGUCGCUUCAGUCAGCGAGGCGUCUGGUCCAGCACUCGAGAUAGCGAUGGAAAAGUUCAUAGAAAAAGAGGAGCGAGAUGACUUGAAGAUCCUCGGAAGGGCCUAUGUAGCAAGCUUCAAGAAGCGAGAGCCUCAUUGGAAACUACAAGAAAGAGGAGUCAGACCUGCGGCUCCGACGCCUCCUGCGAAGUCAACACCAGCUGCUACCCCGGCGCCUCCCGAACGACCUCGAACAAGUGGACCACCUCCCUUAGGUCCUACCUCGAAUGAUCGCUCAGCAGCUGCUCCGCCUACUGGCCCCCGCGCGGACAUUGCGCAAGUCAACGGUUCCGCCGCUCUGGGAGCUGAGAAGCCGUCCAUGCCGGGUUCUACGAGAAUCGCCAUCGAUAGCAUUCCUCGGCCAGAGGUUGUCAAGAGGGUCCGUCCCGACACCAGGAGCCCUGCUCCGAGAGUCAAUGGCGAAGCAGAGGCGAAGACGAAUGGACAGCUGGACCCAAUGCAGGUGGACAAGCUUCAUGCUUCUGUACGUCCUCCGGUCACCGCAACGACACCUCCGACCGCACCGCGGAGAGAUGAGCAAGGCAUACCACGAGGUGCCGCCGGACCUGGUGCAACCCUUCGCCCUGGCAGUCCCAAUAUACCCGCAGGAUCCCCCGUACUCAGGAGUAUAUCGCAAAUGGAAGGAUCUAGGCCGCCCACACCGAGUCCCUUGGUACGCUCUGUGAGCAACAGGGAUCUGACACAGUCUCCGAGGAUCGGCACCAGCGAUUCCCGAGGCCGUGUGGAAGCUUCUCAAGUCAUGCCACCGCCCGCUAACCCGAGCCAGACAACUUCUGCGCAAGAGUUGCGCGAGACGGCGAAGCAGUCUCGUCCCAUUGACAAAGUUGAGGAGAAACCUGCAAGGCCCCCUCCCGCAGAGCCACGUGGCCAACAAACUUCAGCUUCGACGCCAGCCUCAGCCUCCCGUCGACGCUCGCCUUCUCCGCUCAGCAGACCAGGUACAAGGAACCCCAGCCUUGAGAGUCGAGCGAGUGGCGGUCGGUCUCGCGGCGCCACUGGCGAUUCGGAGCGUUCGGACGACAAGCGGGAUCGGGAGAGCCGUCAUGAGUCUCGGCGGGACGUGCAUGGCCGCAGGAGCACUCGCGAAAGCGACCGGGAGAAGGAAUCCGACCGCGAAAGGCGCGAUAGGCACGGUGAUAGGGAGCGUCCCCGAGACCGCGACCGUGAGAGGGACAGGGAGCGUGAUGGCCAUCGCGACAAGGAUCGCGACCGUGACCGGGAUCGCCACAGAGACUCAGAGAGGGACAGAGAUCGUCAUCGCAAGGACGAGAAGGAUCGUGACCGAGAGUCCAGGAAGGAGCGCGAUGGCUCUGGUCGGGGCAUUCCCACCGGACCAUCCUCUUCCGCUACGCCAGCUGUUGACGAGCGUGGUCUUCCUGUGCGACCUGAUACCUCUCGCCGGCGAGAAGACGAAGCGUUGGGUAAGCGGCGGCGACCAACCGAGGACGAGCCUGAUCGAGCAUCCAAGCGACCCUCGCGAAAAGAGAGCCACCACGAAGACCGUAGUCGCCGAGCUUCUGAUAAGGACAGGGAUGACCGUGGCCGGGAGUCAGACAGAAGACGCAAAGAGCGCGAACAACCUGAAAACGAUCCGCGGGCUCUCACAAUUGACAUCAAAGCAGCUGAGAAGCGGGUCCCUGAAGGUCCUGCCUCGGCAUCUGCACGCUCUUUGCCUCCGACGACACCUUCUGCCCCUCGCGCCAUGGCUGGUAGUGCUGAAGGCCCAAAGAACGUCAAACCUGACCGAGACUGGAGGCCCCGUGACCAGCCUCCGCGUGGCUCGCCCACCAUGCCCAGUGCAGUGCAGCCUGGUCCAGAGGUGCAGGGACCGGGCGUAAGCUUGCGUUCGCGGAUCGCAGACAAGGAAACGCGUCCUAUCCCUUCGGGGCCCCGUGGGGAAGCGUCUUCUGACCGCAAACAGGAAGGUGGCUCCAGCGCAGCGAAGGAUGAGAGGGAAGGCAGUCGCAAGCGAGCGUCGUCUGAACGUGAGACAGGUGAUCCUUCAGCAGGACCCAGCGAGCUGAUCGGCCCGGCAAAGCGGCCUCGAAUUAAUCGCACUCGCUGGCAGGGCACUGCGACUGCUGCUGCUGCACCAUUUGCGAAGAAGUCGCUCAUGGAUGCCGAGAAGAAUGGCCGAGGGGGGAUCGGACGGAAGGACUAG
Messenger RNA from Phanerochaete carnosa HHB-10118-sp, 6381 nucleotides. RefSeq lists its product as uncharacterized. Gene Ontology annotation, molecular function: mRNA binding. NCBI's taxonomy places the organism in Eukaryota, Fungi, Basidiomycota, Agaricomycetes, Polyporales, Phanerochaetaceae. Gene Ontology annotation, biological process: mRNA export from nucleus; mRNA processing. Bases 1 to 6381 code for a protein of 2126 amino acids. The record is from RefSeq and is a predicted model, not a curated record. The transcript is spliced from 20 exons. Gene Ontology annotation, cellular component: THO complex part of transcription export complex.